CCUUUGACUCACCCCACCACGCGUCAAAAGCAAUCGCGGCUCUCUGUCAUCAAGGAUCUUCAAUUGACGACUGGACGAACAAAAACUGCAUUUCAAGUAGAUCAGAUUCUUGCUGCUCUGUUGUUGAUAGUCCCUCCGAGAUAACACCCAAUUUCAACCCGUUGCCCUCCCUCAAUCAUGGCUGACGCAAUCACAGAGGGGGCGGCCAAGCUCCAGCUUGACGAGGAGACAGGCGAGAUGGUCUCCAAGGGCGAAUUGAAGAAGCGCAUGCAGAAGAGAGCCAAGAAAGCCGCCCAAGCAAAGGCCAAAGAGGCUGCCCAGGCCACCGCCGGCGAUGCAGAGAAGAAGGCACCUGCCAAACCUGCAGCAAAACCCGAGGAGGUGGUCAUUGAUGCCGAUGCCAUGUUUAAACAGGGUUUCCUCGACGAAGUCUUCCGCAACCGACCCAUGAAGCCCGUAUUCACUCGAUUCCCUCCCGAGCCCAACGGAUUCCUUCACAUCGGUCACGCCAAGGCUAUCGCUAUCAACUUCGGAUUUGCGAGGCACCACGGCGGCCAAUGCUAUCUGCGUUACGACGACACGAACCCCGAAAAAGAGGAGGAAAAGUACUUCACGUCCAUCGAGUCCAUGGUCCGGUGGCUGGGAUUCUCGCCGUACAAGAUUACCUACUCGAGUGACAACUUUGACAAGCUCUACGAGCUGGCUGAGAAGCUAAUCAACCUUGGCAAGGCCUACGUGUGCAAGUGCGACGACGCCGAGAUCAAGCUUCAGCGUGGUGGCGAGAAGGGCAAGUCACCGCGGUACCGGUGUGCCCAUGCCGACCAGACCCCGGAGGACAACCUGGCUCAGUUCCGCGAUAUGCGUGACGGAAAGUACAAGGAGAGGGAGGCAUUCCUGCGCAUGAAGCAAGACAUCACCGACGGCAACCCUCAGAUGUGGGACUUGGCCGCUUACCGUGUUAAGAAAGCCGAGCACCACAGAACAGGAGACAAGUGGAAAAUCUACCCGACAUAUGAUUUCACCCACUGCUUGUGCGAUUCUUUCGAGGGCAUCACCCACUCCCUCUGCACGACCGAAUUCAUCCAAUCGCGCCAGAGCUACGAGUGGCUCAACACAACUCUCGGGGUAUACGAGCCUCAGCAGCGCGAAUAUGGCAGGCUGGGUCUCGGCGGCACUGUCCUGUCAAAACGCAAAAUUCUCAAGCUUGUCGAGCUGGGCCACGUUCGGGAAUGGGACGACCCCAGACUCUACACUCUGACGGCAAUCAAGAGGCGCGGUGUCCCACCUGGCGCCAUCCUCGAAUUCGUCAAUGAGCUCGGUGUCACUACAGCCGCAACUGUGAUUCAAAUUAAGCGGUUUGAGCAGACGAUUCGCCGGUACCUUGAGCGCACUGUGCCCCGGUUGAUGAUGGUUCUGGACCCACUACGUGUCGUUAUUGAGGACGCCGACGAUCUCGACGGCAAACCCCUCUCAAUCCCAUUCUCUUCCAAGGUUCCCGAGAUGGGUUCUCAUGACUUGAAGUUCACCAAGACAGUCUACAUCGACAGGUCUGACUUCCGAGAGGUCGACAGUAAAGACUACUUCCGCUUGGCCCCUGGCAAACCCGUGGGUCUGCUGAAUGUUCCGUAUCCCAUCAAGGUGAAGUCAUUCAGCAAAGACAAAGCAACGGGUGAAGUAACAGAAGUUCGGGCCGAAUUCGAUCGGGAGAAGAAAAAGCCCAAGGCCUACAUUCAGUGGGUACCUGAGGGUUCUCGCAAGGUUGAGGCCCGUGUGUAUAAUCCGUUGUUCAAAUCGGAGAGCCCGGACUCCGUAGAGGGGGGCUUUUUGGCAGACAUCAAUCCAGAGAGCCAGAUCAUAUACCCAGACGCGCUGCUAGAGAGCGGAUUCGAAGAGGUCAGACGGCGUGCACCAUGGCCUGAAGCGGCUGGCGAGAGCGAACUGGGCAAGGGAGGACCGGAGAGUGUCCGGUUCCAGGCCACUAGGGUGGCUUACUUUGCCAUGGACUCCGACAGCACGGAAGACAAGAUUGUUCUCAACCGCAUUGUGUCUCUAAAAGAAGACGCCGGCAAGAACUAAUUCGAUGGUUGCGGCCAAGUGAGGGGUUGGUGUAUAUCACAUCAGCAGGUACAGCACCAAUACUCGUAACUCUCAUAAUACCUGAGCUGUUGCGAAGUGGUUUUUGUUCUUGAUGUAUUUUAUGAUACCAUAGGAAUUCGCGAAAAUGUGCCACAUUGGGCGCGUAUUCUAGCGAGGCCCGCAUCUGAUGUCUACUUUGACUAGGUAUGGAAUGAUUUAACAUCUCGCCGAUAUUUUUUUAUACAUCUGGCCAUUUCAGCCUGAAGCCAUGUCUCGGCAAGCGUUGAGCCAGACAAGUCCAAACGAAC
Molecule: messenger RNA, 2384 nt
Organism: Pyricularia oryzae 70-15
Lineage: Eukaryota; Fungi; Ascomycota; Sordariomycetes; Magnaporthales; Pyriculariaceae
Product: glutaminyl-tRNA synthetase
Exons: 3
Coding region: 178-2076 (632 amino acids)
Biological process (GO): translation; glutaminyl-tRNA aminoacylation
Cellular component (GO): cytoplasm; cytosol
Molecular function (GO): glutamine-tRNA ligase activity; ATP binding
Source: RefSeq, a predicted model, not a curated record